AUGACGCUGCAGCAGAAAUUCAGAGAGACCGAAAGGGGUCAAGUCCCAGGCAACCCGCUCACGGGUUACCAUGGAAACACUGAUUUCCGGUCUGGUCCUUUCCCAAAUCAACUGGCCGAAACAACCUUUAGAGCAUCUGCUCGGUCCGCGCGAAAUUUGUAUCCUUCUGCGGCUGGCUUCGCUCUCGCGGAAGGGUUGCCGGGGGCGGAGGCAGAGGUCCGGGAGCCGGGGGCCCCCCCGCUCGACCUGGUGCUCCGUUCAGCCCUUCCGGUGGCCGAGAUGGGAGAAGGAGACGGGCGGGGCGCGGCUCCGAGAGGCGCGCGGAGGGCGGCGGGCCGCGGCCCCCCUGCACCAAAGGCCGCCUCGGUGCCAGCCCGUGGCUUGGCCGCCCACAGAAGCACCACCACCACGUUCGGCAAGUCACGGUUGCUCUUCCCCAGGGACCAGGCCCUGCGGCUGCUGUGGGGCGGCUCCGUGGCGGGCAGCCGCGCCGCUCGGUACGGGCCCAGGGACCGCUCGGCGACCUGCUCUGACCACUUCGCUCCCGCCAGUUUUGACGUCUCUUCGGUGAUCCAGAAGAACCUGCGUUUCUCCCAGGGCCUCAGUCUCGUGGCGGACACCGUGCCUACCUUGCACCUUGUGUCCUCUCCCGCACCUCGGAGGAACACGGGGGGAGACCUAGCGGGCGCCCCUUAAAAGCAAGGAGAGCCCCAGGCAGUCAGGCAUUCGGAGGCCGCCCCGCGUCCAGCCUCCUGUACACCUCCGGGCCAGGAAGAGGUGUCCUGUGUCCCUCAUCAGGCACAGUUGGCCACCCCGUGGAAGAAGCCCUUUCAGAUUACAUUUGAAAAUGAAAUUACACAAAUAGAAGUCUAUGCUGACAAUCUAUCUAAUGAUGUCACUUCAGUACCUGCCCACUGCGAAGAAGGCCCAGUGCAUAAAAGUACACAGAUUUCUCUGAAAAGGGCUCUUCACCAUUGUUUAGGUAUUCAGGUCACAGUGCAAGUGUUUGUGAGACUAUGGUGUAUUGCAACUACUCAGAAUGAUAAGCUAUGGUCUAGAACUUCUGUCUUUGACAUUUACUCCAGUGACUCAGAAACAGAUUCACACUGGAACAUCAAGAGUAAACAGAGUGUUGAACAGAGUGAGUUGUCUAUUAUAGCUGUGCAAGUGAAAGAAGAGACCUGUUAA
Pteronotus mesoamericanus is the source of this 1188-nucleotide messenger RNA. RefSeq names its product THAP domain containing 10 (gene THAP10). Lineage: Eukaryota; Metazoa; Chordata; Mammalia; Chiroptera; Mormoopidae. The record is from RefSeq and is a predicted model, not a curated record.